Molecule: messenger RNA, 10586 nt
Organism: Cygnus olor (mute swan)
Lineage: Eukaryota; Metazoa; Chordata; Aves; Anseriformes; Anatidae
Gene: SETD1B
Product: SET domain containing 1B, histone lysine methyltransferase
Cellular component (GO): Set1C/COMPASS complex
Molecular function (GO): histone H3K4 methyltransferase activity; RNA binding; protein binding
Source: RefSeq, a predicted model, not a curated record
GGAUCAACGGAAUGGAGAACAGCACGCAAGCCAGCACUUCUGUCGAGAAAAGAAAUCACCAUUGGAGAAGUUACAAGUUGAUUAUUGACCCGGCUCUAAAAAAAGGACAGCACAAACUCUAUCGCUACGAUGGGCAACAUUUUAGCAUGCCGAACUCGGGAAUCGCUCCUGUGGAUUGUGUCAGGGAUCCCCGAAUAGGGCGAAUAUGGACCAAAACUAAGGAGCUGGAGCUCUCUGUCCCCAAAUUCAAGAUUGAUGAAUUUUACGUGGGGCCAGUGCCUCCCAAGCAGGUCACCUUUGCCAAGCUGAACGACAACAUCCGCGAAAACUUGACCGACAUGUGCAAGAAAUACGGCGAAGUGGAAGAGGUGGAGAUUCUCUACAACCCCAAGAACAAGAAGCACCUGGGCAUCGCCAAAGUCAUCUUCGCCACCGUCAAGGGUGCCCGGGAGGCCGUCCAGCACCUUCACAACACCUCCGUCAUGGGCAACAUCAUCCACGUGGAGCUGGAUACAAAAGGUGAAACCCGCAUGCGGUUCUACGAGUUGCUCGUUAAUGGUCUUUACACUCCUCAGACCCUUCCCGUAGGCACCGAACAGGACGCAUCGCCAACUGUGAAUGAAACCCUCCAGUUGACAGAUUCCCUGAAACGCCUGAAAGACAGCAACCUUUCUUCUGCGGGCUCAUCUGUCACCCCGAACAGCAGCACGCCGUUUUCCCAUGACACAGCCUAUUCCAGCUGCCGGCAGGACACCCCGAACUCGUACAGCCAAUUCACCCCGCAGUCCCAAGGCACGCCUCACACCCCGCGGCUAGGGACGCCGUUUUCCCAGGACUCCACGUAUUCCAGCCGGCAGACGACGCCGGUGUACCACUUCGGGCAGGACAGCGGGUACAAACCCAGGAGACACGAAACCAAAUUUACGGAUGCCUACAACCGCCGGCCGGGCCAUCACUACGUUCAUAACUCGGCGGGUGUCUUCCGAGGGACGGAGCAUCAGUUCGGCACGUACAAAUCCCAUCCGCAGGAGCCAGUCCAGUUCUCGCACACUCCUCCCCUGAGCCACUCUGGUUCUUCGAGUUACAAGUCUGCCUUCUCUCCCUACCAAGCACCAGCCGUGUUCCCCCAGUCCGAGGAGCAGCAGUUUCCCCAAACUUCCAGGGAGACGGAGUACCGGAGACCUGCGCCACCUCCCGCAGAGAUGGUUGUGGAAAGCAGCGCUGCCACGAACAUUGAUUUUGUGCCGGUGAAGGAGAAACCGGAGGAACCUCCGCCCUUGCCAGAUUCGAACUCUGCUCCUGAGCCGAGCGCAGCGUCCUUCUCUCAGACCCCAGAGAGGAGCGAGACCCCCGGCACCCCCACCAUGGAGUCUGAAAUGCAGCAUAACAGUUUAGACUCAAGGAUUGAGAUGCUCUUAAAAGAGCAGAGAACAAAGUUACCCUUUCUUAAUGAACAUGACUCGGACACCGAGGUCCGAAUGGAAGGUAGCCCCAUCUCCUCCUCUUCCUCGCAGCUCUCCCCAAUCCCGAUGUACGGUUCGAACUCCCAGCCCGGUUACAGGGCUCAGACGCCUUCCUCGCGCCCUUCCAGCACAGGCCUGGAGGACAUUAGCCCCACGCCGUUACCCGACUCCGACGAUGACGAGCCCAUCCCUGGGACGGCUUCUCUGAGUCAGAAUUCCAGGGGGACGUCGGAGGCCGGCAUGACCCCCAUCGAUCAGCUCAGCAGGACCUCCAAAGUCGAGCCCUCGGAGGCUAAAGAGAUGGUGCCUGGUGACCAGACCCCAACGUCCGAAAAAAUGGAUGAGGGUCAGCAUUCUUCGGGGGAGGACAUGGAGAUCUCCGACGACGAGAUGAACCCCGCGCCCAUCACCAGCGCGGAAUGUGCCAAAACCAUCGUGGUGAACUCCUCCGUCAGCAACACGGCCGUCAUGGCCCCGUCGAUCCCCCCCAUGCCGCCGCCGGGAUUCCCUCCUCUUCCUCCUCCUCCGCCCCCCCAGCCGGGCUUCCCGAUGCCGCCGCCGCUCCCCCCGCCACCGCCCCCUACUCACCCCGCUGUCACAGUCCCCCCGCCGCCUCUCCCUGCGCCCCCCGGGGUCCCCCCGCCUCAUAUCUUGCCUCCUCUCCCUCCGUUCCACCCCGGCAUGUUCCCCGUCAUGCAGGUGGAUAUGAUAAGCGUCUUGGGCAACCAGUGGGGCGGCAUGCCCAUGUCCUUCCAGAUGCAAACUCAGAUGCUGAGCCGCAUGAUGCAGGCACAGAACACGUACCAGUACCCGCCUUUCAUGGGGGGGCGGAUGCAGUUCGUGAAUCUUCCGCCCUACCGCCCCUUCUCGAUGGGAGCAGCUCUUGGUCGUGGGCAGCAGUGGCCCCCGCUGCCCAAAUUUGACCCCUCGGUUCCACCACCGGGCUACGAGCCGAAGAAGGAAGAUCCCCACAAAGCCACCGUGGAUGGAGUCCUCCUGGUCAUCGUGAAGGAACUGAAGGCUAUCAUGAAAAGGGACCUGAACAGGAAGAUGGUCGAAGUGGUAGCGUUUCGGGCAUUUGAUGACUGGUGGGACAAAAAGGAACGGCUGGCAAAGGCAUCUCUCACUCCAGUGAAGUCUGGAGGCGAGCUGGAGGAGAAGCCAAAGCCGAAGGAUCGAAUCACAUCUUGCCUCUUGGAGAACUGGAACAAAGGAGAAGGCCUGGGAUAUGAGGGGAUUGGCUUGGGAAUUGGGUUACGAGGGGCCAUCCGAUUGCCAUCCUUCAAGGUGAAAAGAAAGGAGCCACCUGAAGCUGCCUCAGCAGGAGAUCAGAAGAGAAUCCGGCCUUCUACUUCUGUUGAUGAUGAAGAUGAAGAGUCAGAGAGGGACAGGGAUGCUUCCGAUGCAACGUCUGACCUGUCAAAGAAGGAUGCAGAAGCAGUGGGGCUGAGGCGGCGACCAGCAAGGCCACUGGAGCUUGACAGCGAGGGGGAAGAGGGAGACGAGACAUCGGGGAAGGAAGAAGAGUCCUCCUCAGAGAAGGAAGAGGAGCAGGAGGAAGAGAGAGGCUUGGUGAAAGCAGCACCUGGAAAGGAGGAAGAGGAGGAUGAGGAUGAAGAGGACGAUGAAGAGGAUGAUGAGGAUGAAGAUGAUGAUGAAGAGGAUGAUGAGGAUGAGGAGGACGAUGAGGAGGAGGAGACAGGUGUUGAAACAAGUGACAAAGAGGAAGAGCAGGACUCCGAGGAGGAAGACGUAGCGAGUCCCUCAUCUUCCAAGGCUGAAGUAGAAUCGUCCGAUGAAAGCGAGGACUCCUCUGAAUUCGAAUCCAGCUCUGACUCAGAUGAAGAUGAGGAUGAUGAAGAUGAGGAGGAGGAGGAAGAGGAAGAAGAGGAGGUGGCUGAAGAUCAAGACAGAGAAGCCAUGGUUGCUGAGACAGAGCAUGAACCUUCCAGUCACGAGCUUCCUGAUGAUGAGAGGGAGACCAUUUUGGAGCUGUAUCCUGUGGAUGACUACAUGGAUGCAACGGGCUUGGGACUCACAGAGCCAGCGUUGGUGGAGAAGGAUGAGGGGAUGGAAGAAAUCAAGGCAGGAGAAGGUGAAUGUGGUGAAGUCCCAGAGGCAUCUAUUGCUGCUGAAACACUCAAACACUUGGUUAUGGAAAGAGACCAGGAGACCAAACUUGCACUGUCUCCCAUCUGUGGGCCAGAGGAAGAGCCUGAACCCACCGCCAUGCUGGAGCCAGAGGUACAGGAAGUUCCAAAGCCUGAAUCUCAAGAUGAGGACGGGACGCUCUGCCUCUCAGCUCCAAUGGGAGUCUUUGGAGAACCUCAGUCCAGUAAAAGCAGCUUCUUUAGCAAGUCUGAUGGCAGCACCUUAGAAGCUCGUGUUAAAACAAAACUGCCCUCUGCAGCAGAGGAGGAUGACCGGCUGCCUCGCACGCCGGGGCGGGAGGUGGUGGUGCAUCCAGAAACUGAUAUUCUUCUGCUUCCAGCCCACAAGGUGCCAUCCUCCACGCUUCCCUUACCGUCGACUCCCGGUAAAGAGGAAUCUUUAAUCCCUCCAGAAAAGUUCCCCGAACAAUUACUGGUGACCAAAACAUCUAUGGAAGAGGAGAUUCCUAGGACUCCUGGGCGGGACAUUUUGGCCAAGUCUUCGCACCCCUUUGCAAAAUCACAGAGCACGGACACUGUUCCAGCAACGCCAGGAAGUGAUGCUCCCCUUACAGGAAGCAGCUUGACCCUCAGUUCCCCUCAAGUCCCAGGGAGCCCCUUUUCCUACCCAUCCCAAUCUCCUGGCAUUAACAGUGGCAUUCCUCGGACUCCUGGGAGAGAUUUCAAUUUCACACCUACUUUCCCAGAGGCUGGUGCUACCAUUCCUUGCCUUCUGUCUGGCAAGAAACCGUCAGAGGAUGAGCUAGAUGAGAAAACCUUUAAAGAGCCUCUCGGUGCUUCCCUUACGAUCAGCAUGAACAGUGUUCCUUCCCCUAUCCCCUUCGCCAGCCCCCCCCAAGCAGAUUUCCACACAGACGUGGGCUUGCCACCUGAUGAGCCAAUACCUGUAGCAGCCCUGCCGUGCAUGCCUGGAGAUGGAAGACUGCCCAUCGAGGAGUGCAAGGCAGACGUAAAAUCUGUUUUACUCUCGCCGGAAGCACCCACUGGUGCUUCUAUUCUUCCUCCCCCCCCACCGCCUUCUGUUCUUCCCAAAAGGAGGCCGGGCCGACCAAAACGGUCGCCGCCUUCUGUCCUCUCCUUGGAUGUGUACUCGGGCAAAACCAUAGAGCCACCUCCCGUCCCAGUGACCCUGGUGGAAAGUGCUAUGAGCAAAGAGCUUCUGAGUGCACAUCCCGAUGCUUUCUAUGGACUGAAAGACCCUGAAACCGUCACCCUGGACUUCAGGAAUGACGGCUUCCACGAGAAAAUAGCGGCUGAGACAGUCGCAGAGAAACUGCCAUUUAAGGAAUUGGAGAACCAGUGGAACGAAGACUUCAAGGAAGAAGAAGCUCACGUGAAGCCUAAAAGACAGUGGCGAAGGCAGAAGAAGUCACCUGAGGACCUCCCGGUGAUUCCUUCCCCUGAGUAUUCCCCACCCCGGCCUCAGUUCAGGCCACGCUCCGAGUUUGAGGAGAUGACCAUUUUGUACGAUAUUUGGAACGGAGGCAUAGACGAGGAAGAUAUCAAAUUCAUGUGUAUCACAUAUGACCGCUUGUUACAGCAGGACAAUGGUAUGGACUGGCUUAACGACACCCUGUGGGUAUUCCAUCCUUCUACCAGCUUUUCCACGCCCAAGAAAAAGAAGCGUGACGAUGGGAUGCGGGAGCACGUGACGGGCUGCGCACGAAGCGAAGGCUAUUACAAAAUUGAUAAGAAGGACAAACUGAAAUACCUCAACAAUAGCCGAGCUUUUGCAGAGGAGCCUCCAGCUGACACGCAGGGCAUGAGCAUCCCUGCUCAACCUCACGCUUCCACCCGGGCUGGCUCCGAGAGGCGGUCAGAGCAGCGCAGGCUCCUCUCCUCCUUCACCGGGAGCUGUGACAGCGACCUGCUCAAGUUCAACCAGCUCAAGUUCCGGAAGAAGAAGCUAAAAUUCUGCAAGAGCCACAUCCACGACUGGGGCCUUUUUGCUAUGGAGCCCAUCGCAGCUGAUGAGAUGGUGAUUGAGUACGUGGGUCAGAACAUCAGGCAGGUCAUUGCUGACAUGCGUGAAAAGCGAUACGAGGAUGAAGGCAUCGGAAGCAGUUACAUGUUCAGAGUUGACCACGACACAAUCAUCGAUGCCACAAAAUGUGGAAACUUCGCUAGGUUUAUUAAUCACAGCUGCAAUCCAAAUUGUUACGCUAAAGUGAUCACAGUGGAGUCUCAAAAGAAGAUCGUCAUCUACUCCAAACAGCACAUCAAUGUGAAUGAGGAAAUUACCUAUGACUACAAGUUUCCCAUUGAGGAUGUAAAAAUCCCGUGUCUAUGUGGCUCUGAGAACUGCAGGGGAACCCUGAACUGAACUCGAGGUUUCUCGUCACACUUGCACCUUCGGCCAUGUCAAAACUGUGGUAACCAGGUGUGGUUGCACUUUGCCAAAAAAGAAAAAAAAAAGAAAAAAAAUGAGGAAAAAAAUAAGGAAAAAAAGGAAGAAAAAAAUUAAAAAGGAAAAAAAUAUAUAUUAAAAAAAGGAAAAAAGAGAAGAGAAAACCAAGCAAGUUUCGCACUUCUGCCAGGAUCACGAAUGAAAGCAAAAAGCGCACAUGCUUACGAGGACUGUUCAUGUUUCAGGUGCUCUUUCCUUUUCAGAUCCAACACGCACACAAAAAGGUGACUACCGUUUUGUGGCAUGGUCUAUCCAAACACUAGCUUCUCUCUGUUCAGUCCCUACGUUAAGGCUCCUUCAUGGGAUAAUGGUACCUUUUUUUAAUUGUUGGUAUAAACCUUCGUCUUUUCAUAAAUGCUGCUACCUUUUUCUCAUCAGUUUUGUUGGUUGAAAAAGACAUUCAACGUUUAAAUGUGAAGCAGAGACUGAAAAUGCCAUAUAGGGUUUGUUGGGAGCUUGAUUGGCUGAAAUUGCACAGAUUUCUCAGAGUAAGCUGUAAAUAAAUGUAAGGUUGAUGUUACAGAGCAAGCCAGAGGCUUGAGGGUGUGUGAAUGGGUGUGUGCGUGUGUUUGGGUGCAUGUGUGUGUAUGGAGACGUGUCUGCAACGAGACUAUAGGUGAACUGUCCUGUCUUUUUGUUAGGGGUGAGCCCGAACAAGUCCCCUAAGCCAGACACCCCGGGGAACGCCAGGUCAGCCACAGACCUGAGCUUAGCGCCUUGGGCUCAUCGCUAAUUUUCAUAUGCCAUGCUGGUAUAUUGGGGGAUCAAAACCUCAGCACCCCUGCAAGAAAAAUAGUGGGUCCCGCAAUCAGUGGUAACGAGCUGAGUCAGCUGGGCAGUCCGUUUGGCACCACGUAUGGCCUUUUGGGAUGCCCAUUUCUCGUAGACUGGUUUAUCUAGUGUCCAAAAAAAAAAAAAAAGAGGCUGAAAUUAAGUGGGAAAUACAGCCUCAGUUACGCUGUAGAAACCUUACCCUUCUUUUAAGCAUACACUACGAGCCAUGUUUCUAAUAGGAGUUUCUCAUAGGAUUUUCUUCCUGUUGAUGGGAAACAGACUGAUGUGUUCCUCAUCUUAAUUUUUCUCACUUCUGUCUGCAUUUCCCUGCCCUUCCAGCAUUUUACAUGGAGUAUUUGCCCUGUCCUUGAAUGGGGAAGAUUCCUCCUGUGAUAGGAGCGAGCUGGACCUGCUGCUCUCCUCCCCCGGUUACUCAGUAACUUGCCCCGGGGUAGUCCCAUCCUUUCAGUAAGACCAAACGUGGUGGAAAGUGCCCCGAGCGCAGGCUGCGAUAGCAAUCCCAUCCUCCCCCACCUGCAGCGUGAAAAUGAAUUCUUCUUCAAACUAGGAAGCCCGUUUUGAGAUGGUUUUUCAAUCUCUUUUGACCUUGUAGACGUGCUGAGGUGGCGUUUGCGGUUCUUCAAGGGGUUCCAUUUAAAAAUGGGCCAAAGCACCAAAGAAAAGCUUCUUUGGAUGUGAUCUGGGAACGUUAGACGACAGUUCAGGUAUAGACAGGAUCAGGUUUUUCAACUCGCGUGGAGUUUCUCCUGCUUUAAAAGUAGAGAUUAGUUGUGCUAAACCUCCCUAAUUGGCUUAUAGGGGAAACAGCAAUGUAAUUGUGAAACGCAAACAUCGUCUGCGUAACUAAAAACCUUCUCCCCGCAGAACAAAUUGGCCAGCUGUAUUCUUGUAGCCUUGUAAAAUUAGUGCUAAUUGCUCUCCGACCACAGCUCCGUGAUCAGAGGUUGCAAAAGAGUUUCCUGGAAGUUUUUUUGCCACCGUGACGUGGAAUUGCCAGGCCUGUGCCGCAGAGCGGAGCUUGCGAUGUGGGUUAGACCUCUGUGUUUGAAUUCCUUCCUCAGACAAGAGGCUGGCAAGAGCAGGAGGGUGCAGGCUGCCGCCAGCUGCCGUCUGCCUGCGGCUCUGUCUGAGGGCAAGGAAAUCGUCCCGAAGGUUGGACAGUCCGUGAUCUCAUCUCUGGUUUUCUUUCGUUGUUUCCUUUGCUUUGGGGUUUUUCCCCCUCUUCUUUGUAAUUCUCUCUGGCAAUUGAAUAAUUGUGACCCAGAGCUUAAAAUUAUGAGAAGCACAAAUAGUUUGUCGUUGAACUUGGGUUGUAACAACAGCUGUGGCAGGAGAAUUUGGGGAUUAAACCAGCUGCUCUGAUUCUUUUUCUUUUUUGUUUUCAAAUGAGGUUCCUCUUGUGCUGAUGCUCCAGUUGGCAUCUCCACAGCUCAGCCUUUUGUUUUGAAGCUUUAGAAAUGCACAGAAAUUUUGUGUCUCAGAACCGAAGCCCCUGCCUGUAGCAGUCCUGCCCCUGCUCUUGGCCUUCUUCCUCUCUAGCCCAUCAAACCAGAGCGUGAAUUGGUUUUGUGGGGGGGAAAACCCCAACUUCACUCAACCCCUAAGUACCUCCUGGUGAUUCUGUACUUCCCAGCAUCUCUGUGUGCUCUGGAUGGGGUCAGCCCCGGCAGGUUGUUGAGGGAAGGCGUGAGGCAGAGCAGGGUCCUGUGGGACGAGGCUCACGGCUCGGGUUCCUCCGCGGUGUUUGCAGGAGCACCACAGGGAUUUGGGUGCCGAAGGCCUCGAGCACUGAAAUCGCUGGGGCGCUCCUGAAACCGCCUGUAACCCAGUAACCAUCCCUCUGCAGUUUUCCAGGUGGAUAACGUGAGCUUUUGGAAGAGCUGAGCUCCCGGGAGCCCCCAGGAGGAAGCAGAGCUGUUUGCCAGCACUUCUGAAAACCCACGUUAGUCCUCAAAGCUGAGGCUUUGCUUUUCUCCCCUUAGGUCUUGGCUUGCAGAGCCCUCCCUGUGCAGCUGGUCAGAGCAGCCCUGUCUCCAUGAUUUUAUGGCGGGGUUUAGGUCUGAUCGAGGCAUCCUGUGGCUGCCCUGUCCCUGCGGGGCCAGGGAGCCCUGCAGCCAUGGAGGUGGUUUGGGAAGGCAGCCCCAUGGAGCCUCCUUCCACACCCCCAGGUGCUUUGGCUUGUGCUGCUUGACAGAGAGGUGUGCUGGAGUCAUUCUGUUCGCUGUCCUAAAUUUAUUUUCACUUAAAUUGAACCCUAAAACAGAGAGAGACGUUGACUGUGCUCCCUGCGAAAUUGCAGCUCGCUUGGGUGGCUCUGCUGGGUGAAACGAUUGCGGAGAGCAGUGCAGAGGCUUGGGAGGUGUCCCUCCAGCCCGUAGUGUCCCCAGGUGAGCGAGCUGGCUCGAGGUCAGCGUGCGAAUCCCGCAGCAGCUGGCGUUCCUAGGAAGUGUGCUCUGCUUGCAAACCCCACCUGCCCUCGCCCUCACUGCCCCGUGUCCUUCGGUCGCCCCCAAAGCGCCCUGUAGCCAUCGGGGGCGGCGGGGCAGGGGCUCAUCCUGCAGAUAUUUAUAUUGUAUAGAGCAGCUUAUUUCUACAAGGAAAAAACAAAACAAAAAACAUUUUUAAACUCCAACAAAGUAUACAGUAGUUUCAGUUCCGGUUUUUGUGACCUUUUUCAGGGAUCAUUUCAGUGCAUUUCUGUAUAAAAUAAAAAUUUAAGGAAAAAAGGAUUUUGAAGUAUAUUAAAAAAAAUGCAUCUUCUGUACAUAGGCAAACUCAAGAAUCUUCUCUUCAAACACUGUUUCUUGUAGAAACAUGUUGAAAUUUUUUUGCUGAUUUCUUUGUACUUCAAGAGCAUGUAAAUAAUUUAUUAAAAGUGACUAUUGUAAUUUGGAGUUCUUUUUAAACAGAUUCCAGCUCUAAUUCAUGUCGAGAAGGUGGGGAGGAAGAAGGACUGAGUAUAGCAAAGGAGCUGGUGGCAUUUACAGCUUGUGUCAAGCUUUGUAUAAUGUAAAUUCUGUAUAAAUAUGUUUUUUUUUUGUCAAAUAAAUAGAUGGAAUUAGCAGCAUUAAGAAACUGAAGACAAAAAAUUGCCAAGUCAAGGCUUCUUCUUUGCCCCCCCGCCCCAUUCUGAAACCUAAUGUGCAAAAUCUAUUUAUUUCAAGCGAGGAAAUGUGUACAGUCUAAUAGACAACCUAAAAUGUAUUUAAGCGAGUUUGCAACUGGAUUUUUUUCAUUUUAAUAUUUGUUUUGUUUCUAUGAGUUUCCUCCUUAAUUGCCACUGUAGUAUUUGUCCAAGUGAAAAGAAACCCUCUGGAACGGACACUCAAACGGGCAGUUUUAAAAGCGAAAGGGAAGAACACCCGGCUCCAAUCCUGCAGUUUUCUGGUUCCUUUAACAGGUUGUUUUAAUUCACGGUGUGAAAAUAAAGGGCUUCCUUUAAAAGGAGGCAGGUAAAAUGGUUUGCAAUAAAUGAUUUUUUUUUUAAAGUUCCUUUAAAAAAAAAAUCUGCUUUGAAGAUUUAGGAUUUCUGCUUUUUCUUUUGUUAAGCAAAUUUAUAAAUUUAGGGAUGUUUUGUGCAUAUAGAAUCUGUCACCAGUAUGUAUCUUGUUUUGAAGAAAGUGUUUUUGUUGUGGAUGUGUCAUGCUGUAUAUAUUUGUUCAUAUUUUUGUGAAUUGAAUACUAUGUACCAUUGUAUUAUAGUAACUUUUAUAAAGCAAACCAUAAAUAUACUGACUUUUCUUACAGAAA